UUUUGCUGCUUUGUUUCAGAAUGACCGUUGUUUCACUUGCUCGACUCACGCUUCCGACAUUGUCGCGGCGGCUGCUCUCCACGACCGCCAUUCCGUCCGCCGCUGCUGCGAGCAGUGGAUCGGCCAAACCACUUCCAAAGCUGAGCUUUUUCACCAAGGAUGAAUGCUCGCUCUGCGUACCAGCCAAGGAAGUCAUGUACAAGUGUCAAGCUCAGAUCCCAUGUACCAUCGAGUUUAUUGACAUCACACGCCCAGAAAACGCAACGUGGUUUGAAAAGUACAAGUACGACAUUCCAGUUCUGCACAUCAACGACCAGUUUGCCAUGCAACACCGAUUCGAUGAAGCCAAGCUCAUGGCCGCGUUGAAACAAGCAGCAGAGUCAACCAGCUAGAUGGUCGUGUCGAUGUGUAUCGAAGAGGAGCCAGUCAAACCUUGUACAACAGAAAUGAAUGAAUGAAUGGAACUUUUUUUUUGUUUUGUUUUUCUUGUUCAUCGCGAUGCCCAAUUUUUCAC
Molecule: messenger RNA, 514 nt
Organism: Capsaspora owczarzaki ATCC 30864
Lineage: Eukaryota; Filasterea; Ministeriida; Capsasporidae
Exons: 3
Coding region: 21-392 (123 amino acids)
Source: RefSeq, a predicted model, not a curated record